Epithele typhae is the source of this 1047-nucleotide messenger RNA. RefSeq lists its product as uncharacterized. The coding region runs from base 1 to 1047 and encodes 348 amino acids. NCBI's taxonomy places the organism in Eukaryota, Fungi, Basidiomycota, Agaricomycetes, Polyporales, Epitheliaceae. The transcript has 3 exons. The record is from RefSeq and is a predicted model, not a curated record.
AUGGCCAACUACGCGGAAUAUCCCCAAUACCCUGUUCAAUAUGAGCAAAUGAUGGACCCAUCCAUCCUCUUCAGCAUCCCGUUUGAUCAAUACCAGACGGGGUGGAACGAGUCGGCCCCGUAUGCAAACUACUACUCCCUCCCUGGUAGCUCGUAUAGCUACGACGACGUUGCUUCCUUCCUACGUCAAGGCGAGGUUUACGGCGGCACAGGUUACGCCGAUGCAAGCACCUUGCCACCGCAGAACGACAUGGCUUACAUCGACCCACGGCUUCUGCCUGAUAGCAGCGGACACCCGCAGCCCAACCCGGCAUCCUGGAUGUCUCCUCAGACCCAGAGUUGGCAGCCGAACGUGCACCAUCCAUGGGAGAACUUCGGCGCGCAGAUCCAAACAGCCGCCAUUCCCCAGCACCAGGGCCAGCCCCCCGCGCCACCGGCGCACUAUUUCUCUGGUCCGCGAGGAUCCUCCCGCGGCGCCUCCACCUCUGCCUCCACUUCCACCUCCCCAACCACUGCGCCCCGCGCACCCGUCCCCACGCGCCGCGACUCCCCAUCCACCCCCAAGCCCCCGCACCGUCCCCGGGCGCAACCGCAGGCGAAGCCCGAGCCCCGCGUCUGGCACGGCGACCUCCCGCGCUCCCUCAAGCCCGUCAUCGCCUCCCCGCCCACGCUCCCCUGCCCCGUGCCGCACUGCGCAGAGCGGCUGCCGCCGACCGACGGCGCGUGGCGCGUGCACUUCGCGCGCGCGCACCACGCGACGUUCGUCGGCCGCCCGUGCGCGCUGCCGUCCGCGCGCUGCGAGCGCGAGCACAAGUGCGCGUGCCCGGACCCGGCGUGCGCCGCGCGUGGGGGGAGGAUGAGCGUGGGCAGCCUCGGGCGGCACUGGCUGAACGUGCACGUCGGGGUGCGGUACGCGUGCCCGGUCGACGGGUGCGCGGUGCAGAAGCUCUGGCGGCACUCGUCGUGCGAGCGGCACGUGAAGUCGUGUGUGGGGAGGCACCCGGAGGCGUGGGCGCGCGCGGUGAGGGAGCAGCGGGCGGGGGUGUAG